This is a messenger RNA of Corticium candelabrum, 1880 nucleotides long. RefSeq lists its product as uncharacterized. The record is from RefSeq and is a predicted model, not a curated record. Lineage: Eukaryota; Metazoa; Porifera; Homoscleromorpha; Homosclerophorida; Plakinidae. The transcript is spliced from 5 exons. The coding region runs from base 512 to 1579 and encodes 355 amino acids.
UCUAGACCACGAGAGACUUUAUUGUCUAACUAGCUACGUAGCUAUAGAGAUAAAGACAAACUAAGGUCUAGAAAACUCGUUCAUUUUUACUCCCGAGCAGAGCGGACAUUCUGGAUCGAGUGACGAUGAAGACACUUUCCACUAUUAGCGUUCUUCUUUUCCUUCAUCAGGUUUUCUUCAACUUGACUAUUGCGACACAAAUGGGCAACGCGUCUAGUUGGAUGUAUUUCGGUGCUGGGGUCGAGGAAGUAACUUUCACAGAUGGGCAAAUGCGUCUAGCUGCUGUGUGUAACGACAGUCAUGGGGUACAAAAUGGUGAGUGUUGCUCGAUAUCUGGCUACAUUCGGAUUAAUCCAAGGAAGGGUUAUGAGUUCAGCAUCUACAUCAAAUCGACGACUCUAUAUAAUGUACAGCAUGUAGCAGCUAAGCUGACGUUCACUCAUGUUGUGUCUGGUGUAACUGAUUAAACUUUUAAUUAAAGAAAAUCUACAAAAAUCUACAGUCAUCUGACAUGGUAAACUCACUUGGUUUCUACGUUUACAAUGAGAACAAAGAAAGAAUAUUGAAUCCUAACUUGAAUGAUCCAUAUUUCAAAAACAGUGGCAAUGAUUCAAAUGUGUGGACCAAAUGGACGGGCUACAUUCUUCCUCUCUACAUGUCUGACUCGAACAGUAACAGCCAAGCGGACUCUCAGUUUGAUGAGACAAAUGGAGUAGAUUGGAAGUGGCCACGUUUUGCUAAAUAUGUGGCCCUAAGAAUUGGAUCGUGUGGUAGUGACAGUGAAAACUCAGAAACGGUCAUUGUUCGUAGGUCCGUUGAACUUGAUUCGUUUGAGCCACCUUUGGGUUCAACGGUUGUCGAUCCUGCAAAAAGUGUAGAUUCCCUACUUCACAGUAUUGCUAACGCUGCUUCUACAGAUCGAACUACUAUUGUACCUCCUACUGCAUCAUCUACUGAACCAGCUGUAGGCAAAACAUGGUACUUGAAUCUCAGCUUUCGCGAAUUCGAGACUCCACUGCGUCCUGGACAUGUUGGUGCUUGGACCUUUAACAUAUCUGAUUUUCGUGAAUGGGAAUCGAAGCCAAAUAACACUGGUAAAGGAUAUGUAAACGCACAAAUUACUCCUUUAGCCUUGAUGGUUGAGGGGGAAAAGACAAAAUGUUAUUAUCCGUGGGGCAUUACACAUCGUUUUGAGAUUGAUUCAAACAAAUUAUAUGAGUUUAGUGUUUGGAUCUGGAGCACACAAACCGAUCUUCACAACUUUCUUGGUUUUCGAGCGUAUGACAGAGACGAAAAUCUUCUGACCUUCCCAUUACUUGCUAGUGACUUCUGGCAGUAUUACUCUCACAACACAACUAGACCAUAUUUCAAACGAAGCAACAAUGAUGUAGAAGAGUGGACAAGAUGGAAUGGAUUUGUACUUCCAGAUGGAGCUGAUGACUUAUUGAGCAAAGGAAGAAACUGGAAAUGGCCACAAGGUGCCAAAUAUGCGCAGUUGAGGUUUGGCACUUGCUAUGGCGACGGAGACAACCAAGGAAUCACCUAUUUUGCUCUUCCUCAAGUGGAGCAUAUUGACUGAUUCACAGUCGUAAACUUAUGUCGUGUACUUGUGUUUGCUCAGACGAAUUUAACAACAAGGAAUAUUUGUUAGAGCGUUACCAUGGAAGCACCUUUCAUUCCUACUACUGUACUAGUAUCUAUACAGUAAGUUACAAGACUCUCAUUUUGAUUGCACUACUAGAGUUGUAGCGUGCACGUGACAUAGUAAGUUUUCAAACCAAACCAAAUCUAGAAAUCGUGUUUCGUGUGACUUUGCUGUCUAUAGAAUUAUUAGUAAUUCGCUAGAUUAGUUACACUUAGGUAGUAAUCAAAACAUUUGA